GCACGCACUUUGGAGGAUCCCGACUAAUACAAAAUACAGCAUAAUUUUACCGGACUCUAAAUAAUUAGCAAUAUCGUUCUUAAAAUGGUGUAGUCUUUACUUUGUAUUUCUCUGUGUUUUAUUGGGAAAUCUUUCCCCGGAAGUCACGUGUUUUGUAGUUUUCUGGGCGCUGUGGCUCAGACUGGCGUUAUAACACCGUAAGGUCACAGAAGCUGCUCACAGGAGCUCAGGGAGAACCGGGACGUUUCUGUGACGUUUAAAAGGAAAGCAGCAAAACGUAAGCAAGCAACCAUGAGAUGAUGAAGCUACCUGACUGUUGUUUGGUUGUCACAUCACCUGUGUCCCUCCUUUGUGCUCCUGCUGCAUUCAGACAUCCUCUCAAAGACCUGGAAUGAGAAGAAUCAGGUGAAGCUGAGUGUGUUCAAAGUCCUCUCUGUUCUCCAGCUUUGCCCUCAUUCAGGACUCAUUCAGGGGUAACCGCCCGUGUUGCUCAAAGACGAUAAAAAAGGAACUUGAGGAAGUUCCUUUUGCUGCUUGUGGAAAGGAGUCAGAGGAAGUGAAGUGGAGAUCCGUCGGUGUGGGAGCGUCAUGUGCGCGUAGCAUCCCGCUGAACUGCUCUCUGAUCCGACUCCUCUCUGCUGAUUUGGUCCGAUGUCACGGCACAGUAAGCUGCAGAAGCAGGUCCUCGCUCUGUACCGGCAGUUCCUGCGAGCUGGUCGAGACAAACCAGGCUUCGUCCCCCGAAUCCGCGACGAGUUCAGAGAGAACUCACGCAUCAAGAAGACGGAUGUAAUGCACAUCGAAUAUCUGUACCGACGGGGCCAGCGGCAGCUGGAGCAGCUGAGGGACGUCAACACCAAACAGCUGGGCUCCUUCUCCAAACCCAAAGAGCACAGCUGAAACCACGUGACCCCCAAACUACGCCGGAAAUACCUCUGAAAGACACGUGUGCCGCCAUGCUGCUGCCACCGUGUUCAGGACUCGAGCUCUGAAGGCUGCUGUGGGUGCUUCAGGAGCCACACGAGCUGCAGUGAAGCAAAUGAAGCAAAAUGAAUACGUCUGUGUAGGUUCUCACUCAUCUGGGUCAUAGUAGUCUGUGGAGCUUGAAAAAAAAGGCGACAGGACUUCUUUAAAUUUCUUGAAGAUGUUUCACCUCUCAUCUGAAAGGCUUCUUCAGUUCUCUUCAAGAAACUUAAAGAAGUCCAAUCGCCUUUUUUUCAAGCUCCAGAGAAGCAAAAUGAACUUCACCUGAUGUAUCUAAUAAUAAAAACAUGCCUGUGAUGAAGGUGAACUCUGACCUCCUCAUUCAAUGCAUUUCCUGCUGGGCUGUUGGCUU
Molecule: messenger RNA, 1336 nt
Organism: Archocentrus centrarchus (flier cichlid)
Lineage: Eukaryota; Metazoa; Chordata; Actinopteri; Cichliformes; Cichlidae
Gene: sdhaf1
Product: succinate dehydrogenase complex assembly factor 1
Exons: 2
Coding region: 652-900 (82 amino acids)
Biological process (GO): mitochondrial respiratory chain complex II assembly
Cellular component (GO): mitochondrion
Source: RefSeq, a predicted model, not a curated record